AUAUAUACAUAUGUGUAUGUAUAUGUAUUAAAUAUGCAAUUAAACAGUAUUUACAAUUCUUGCUGCUUAUAACGCCCCUACGUGACACAUCCUAUAAAUAGGAUGCGUCAGAAACAAUUUAAGCAUUUACAUCGUUUAAGCAUUUAUAUCGUUUUCAACGAUCAUGGCAAGAUUUGAUUUCCUCUUACUUUUUUGUUCCUUGGGCAUAGUGUUGUUACCAACACAACAAGUGUCUGCAAAUAUUCUGACCUCAUUCUGGAAGUCUUUUUGUCGUAGAAUUGGGUGGGACGAGUCGCCAAAAACAUAUUCGACUCACACAAAUUCUCAGUAUUGUGAUUUAAAUGGAGACACAGGAGAAUGCUGCCUGCCUAUCUAUUUGAAAGAGCUGAACAUUAAUGAUAGAGCUUGUGUUAAACUGUCCUAUUUACCUAAAGACAUAGGAUUUGAAGCAGACGUUCUGUGGAAUCAGAAAACUAUUUAUAAAAGAUCUCUAUCAGUGAGGAAUCCACCAUCUCUAUGUGAAGGAUUGCCCUUUUUGAACCAAGUGGACAUAUGUUUAAUAUUCUAUGACGUUGUUUUCAAAUAUGAUUCGUUUUCAACCUGCAUCAAGUUUCGAAUACAAUUUUAUGCAUAUGAAGAUUUUAAAUUAACAUGCUUUUCUUUGCCACUGCUCACCGAGAGUCAAAGCAGUCACCGUCUUUUUAAAAGAGCAUUAUUCACUGCUGUUUCUAAAUGAAACGUUGGUGCAAAUAGUGUCAAGGGGAAUAAAACACUGGAUCACACUACAGCAACGAUUUCUAGUUGCGGAAGUUCAGUCAUGAGGAAGGGAGAUAGUUGUUCCGGAUAUGGUCUUUCUUCGAUUAUUUUUGGAUGGUUUUGUUUAACAUUUAUUAUUAUUAUUUUUUUUUUUCGUAAUUGAUCUUAUGUAUAUUGCAACUGUUUUUUGGUAGAUUUUCCUCUUGCCAUCGAUUUUGGUGAUUAGUAGUUUACAGUUACCUCUUCUGCUGUUCAUGUGACAAAUAAAAACGGCAAACUGACAAGACUCGUUAGCCCGCUAAGGUCGGUUUUGCGUGUCAUUCUGUCGUGGUCAAUAAAAUAAGAGCUAAUUGAGUACCGGAGUCAAUGUAAAUGAGUUAUUAUGAUUAUUAUUAUGGCAGAAUCGUUAGCACGCCGAGUGAAUUGCUUGGCGGCAUUUCGUCUGUCUUUACAUUCUGGGUUCAAAUCCCGCCGAGGUCGACGUUGCCUUUCAUUCUUUAGGAGUCGAUAAAUUAAGUACCAGUGAAACACUAGAAUCUAUGUAAUCGACUAGUCCCCACCCCACCAAUUUGGAGCCUUGUGCCUCCAGUAGAAAGGAUUAUUAUUAUUAUUAUUAUUAUUAUCAUUAUUAUUAUUAUCAUUAUUAUUAUGGCAGAAUUGUUGGCACGCCGGGCGAACAACAGUUCGUCUGUCUUUACAUUUGUACAACAGAGACAAUUCUGACAGAUAAUGGAUGAUGUAGUAGUGUUAAUUGAUCUAUUUUGUUCGUCUGUCGUUACUGACGGAGCGUUUAGAUUUGACAAAAUCACAGGAACAAAAAAAGAAAGAGAGAGCUGGAAGAAUUUUGUAAAAGUAAACAAUUUCCUUUUGUCCCUAGAUCCAACCCAAAUGAGGACAAAUAAAGAAAUAGCAUAUCUAUACUUGGGGAAGGAUGGUGGAGCGCUACCACUCCUCACGAUUACAGUAACUGGAAGGAGCACUCAAUGAUAUAUAUUCCUUCAAUUGAACGAAAACUUAACAGAUUGUCUGCUACAUAUUUCAUGAUCAGGAAUACAACCAAAACACAGACUGACAUAUUUAGUCAUACUUCCGGCCAAACACUUAUUUUGGGUGCAGAGAAAUAUAAAUGUGAUGAAAGUAAAAGACAAAACAAAAACAAUCGGGAAAAACAAAAGGACAGAUUAGUACACAUUUCAGACAAACAUUACGAUGUGUUGCAUGUCGCCUUGUAACACAUGUCAACUAUAUAUAUGAUAUAUGCUCUCCAUUGACCACUGUAAAUCGUUUAUCAGUGGAAGAUUUUGGAAACUCCAGCUAUGAACAAGAAGAAAAUAGAUGUUCUUUAGGAGUUCCCUGAUGAAUACAAGUGGAGGUUUCUUAACUAUGUAAUGAUGGUUGCAAUUUUUAAAAUUGAAUUUGGUUAAUUUUGUUUUUAAUGAGUGUAUGUUAUUGAAUCUUUUCAUUUAUUCCGAAUAACAUUUUUUAUAAUUUUUUAACUUUGUUCUCAUUAUAAUUGUAUGAAUCGUUCACCAGUCCCUUCAUCUUUUAUAUAACUUUUUGCGUUUAUCUCAAACGCAUUUGUGCCAGCCCCUUUUUUGCGAUUCUCAUUGUAUAUCAUUGUAUCUCACGAGGCCUUAAUAAAGAAAUAAUAAUAAUAAUAA
Messenger RNA from Octopus bimaculoides (California two-spot octopus), 2417 nucleotides. RefSeq lists its product as uncharacterized. Lineage: Eukaryota; Metazoa; Mollusca; Cephalopoda; Octopoda; Octopodidae. The record is from RefSeq and is a predicted model, not a curated record.